This is a messenger RNA of Drosophila innubila, 1466 nucleotides long. It is a transcript of the gene Der-2, whose product is annotated as derlin-2. Gene Ontology annotation, biological process: endoplasmic reticulum unfolded protein response. Lineage: Eukaryota; Metazoa; Arthropoda; Insecta; Diptera; Drosophilidae. The transcript has 4 exons. Bases 300 to 1070 code for a protein of 256 amino acids. The record is from RefSeq and is a predicted model, not a curated record. Gene Ontology annotation, molecular function: ubiquitin-specific protease binding; misfolded protein binding. Gene Ontology annotation, cellular component: Hrd1p ubiquitin ligase ERAD-L complex; endoplasmic reticulum membrane.
UCGAUAGGCGAUAACAAUAUUUAUGGAUAUCGCCCUAAUGCUACAGAACCAUUAGAACCUUGCAAAUAAAUAAAAAAGAGAAACAAAUCCAAUUUUUAGCAACAACCUGAUCGACUUCAAAAUUAUCAAACGGUCUGUUAUAAGAAAUUAACUCUAAUCAAAAAAAAAAAAAAAACAAAACAGCGCACAACACGAAGAACAUAACCGUAGCAGAUGUGAACGUGAGCGCUAAAAAGGCGCAGGCACCAAACGCACAAUUCUUUUAGCUCCCAAUUAGCCCACCAGAAGCCAGCCCAAGGAUGAAUGCACUCCGCCAGUUCUACAUGGAGAUUCCGAUAGUGACACGGGCAUACACAACAGUCUGUGUGCUUACAACGUUGGCGGUGCAUUUGGAUCUGGUAUCGCCUCUGCAGUUGUACUUUAAUCCCACAUUAAUAGUGCGCAAAUUUCAAAUUUGGCGACUGGCCACCACAUUCCUCUAUUUUGGAACCAUUGGAAUUAGUUUCUUCUUCAAUAUGGUGUUCACCUAUCGAUAUUGCCGCAUGCUGGAGGAUGGAUCAUUCCGCGGUCGCAGCUCUGACUUUGUCAUGAUGUUCAUAUUUGGUGGCGUGCUGAUGACAUUCUUUGGUAUAUUUGUCAACUUGUUGUUCCUUGGCCAGGCAUUCACGUUAAUGUUGGUUUACGUCUGGUCCAGACGCAAUCCCCUGGUGCCGAUGAACUUCUUUGGCGUGCUCAACUUUCAGGCACCAUAUCUGCCCUGGGUGCUCCUGUGCUGUUCCAUGAUAUUGGGCAAUACUGUUUGGGUCGACAUUAUUGGCAUGGGCGUUGGGCACGUCUACUAUGUCCUCGAAGAUGUUUAUCCGCAACUUUCUAACGGUUACCGACUGAUCAAGACGCCAUACUUCCUUAAAAGACUUUUCAAUGAGCAUAUUGAACGCAAUUACCAAGCAGCUGCCGAAGAUCGUCCCGGUGGCUUUAUGUGGGGCGGCGAGGCUCAACCGCUGAUACAGGAAGCGGAUCAGGAGCGUGAUGAUGCGCAUCCACCAGCGGAGGUGCCGCCUGCGCAAUAACAAACAAAUAUGAAGCAUUGUUCAAAAAUUGUUUAACAGAGACACAGCAUUUUGACAAAACGACAAAAAUGUUAAGACCCCUCCGCCACCUAUCACUUGGUGCUUGGUAAGAUUAGAUACAUAUUGAGAGAUAGAAAAAGAUUUAAAGAGAGAGAGAGAGAAAGAGAGAAAGCUCAGCCAUGUUAUGGAGCGAUAUGGCGUGCAAUAGUUAGCCAAAGUUAAUUCAAGUGUGUGUACGUAUUUAUUAUUGGUUGAUUUUCUGAAGAAGCGAAGAGAUCGUAAUUCAAUUGUUCUUUACAAUAGGCCUUAAGUUUCUCUUUCAUGGUAGAUUCAGCACAUGUGAUUAUAUAUUUAUAUGUAUACAAACAUGAAAAAUAAAGAUUCUGAAAUUUAAAA